GCUGUCAUUUUAAUCUGUUUGAGCGGGGCAUGGGGCGUGGCGGCGUCUCAAGGAAACGACAACAUUUUGGUGUCCGGGAUUUCCGACGCGUGCGGCGACUCGUCGGAGCUCUUGCGCGGAUCCAGCGGGGUCAUCGCCAGUCCCGGUUGGCCUUUCCGGUACCCGGCCCGCCUCAACUGCAGCUGGAACAUUCGCGGCCGGCCCGGAGACACGGUCACCAUCAGCUUCCAGGACUUUGACCUGCAGGGCUCGCGUCGCUGCUCGUCUGACUGGAUGUCCAUCAGCGGCUACAAGAAUCUGGACGGUCUGCGCGUGUGCGGCUCCUCCCUGCCGCCUCCUUACAUUUCUUCGCAGGACCGCGUCUGGAUCCGCUUCCGCUCCGACGAGGCGCUGGCGGGGAAAGGUUUCAGGCUUUCCUACGUCACCGGUAAGCCGGACGUCGCCGGCUGCGACGCGGAGCAGUUCCACUGCUCCAACGGGAAGUGCAUCCCCGACUGGUGGCGUUGUAACUCCAUGGACGAGUGCGGCGACAAUUCGGACGAGGACCUGUGCGCGGACUCGCCCUUUUCCUUCCAGCCCUGCGGCCCGGAGCAGUUCCCGUGCUUGUCCCGCUACACGCGGAUCUACACUUGCCUGCCUCGCAGCCUGCGUUGCGACGGCAGCAUCGACUGCCAGGAUCUGGGCGACGAGAUCGACUGCGACGUUCCGACCUGCGGGGAGAGGUUACGCAACUUCUACGGCUCCUUUAGCUCUCCUAACUAUCCGGACUUCUACCCGCCGGGAAGUAACUGCACCUGGCUGAUCGACACCGGAGACCACAGGAAGGUCAUCCUGCGUUUCACCGAUUUCAAACUGGACGGGACGGGUUACGGCGACUACGUGAAGGUUUACGACGGCCUGGAGGAGAACCCUCGCCGCCUCCUGAGGGUUCUGACGGCCUUCGACUCCAGGGCGCCGGUCGCCGUGGCGUCGACUUCCGGACGGCUGCGCGUCCAUUUCUAUGCCGACAAGAUCAACGCGGCCAGAGGCUUCAACGUCACCUACCAGGUAGACGGCUUUUGCCUGCCUUGGGAGGUUCCCUGCGGGGGCGACUGGGGCUGCUACGCCGAGCGCCAGCGCUGCGACGGCUACUGGCACUGCCCCAACGGCCGAGACGAGUCCAACUGUUCGGCGUGCCGGGAGGACGAGUUCCCGUGUUCCAGAAACGGGGCCUGUUACCCGCGAUCGGACCGCUGCAACUACCAGAACCGCUGCCCCAACGGCUCCGACGAAAAGAACUGCUUCUUUUGCCAGCCCGGAAACUUCCACUGCAAGAACAACCGUUGCGUGUUCGAGUCGUGGGUGUGCGACGCCCAGGACGACUGCGGCGACGGCAGCGACGAGGAAAACUGUCCCGUGGCGGUCCCCACCAGGGUGAUCACGGCCGCCGUCAUCGGCAGCCUGGUCUGCGGCCUCCUGCUGGUCAUCGCGCUAGGAUGCACGUGUAAACUCUACUCCCUGCGCAUGUUCGAACGCAGGUCCUUUGAGACGCAGCUGUCCAGGGUGGAGGCGGAGCUGCUGAGGAGGGAAGCCCCGCCCUCCUACGGUCAGCUGAUCGCUCAGGGUUUGAUUCCUCCCGUGGAGGAUUUCCCGGUCUGCUCCGGGAGCCAGGCGUCGGUCCUGGAGAACUUGCGCCUGGCGGUGCGUUCUCAGCUGGGCUUUGCCUCGCUCCGGCUCCCUUCCGCCGGUCGCCGCGGAAACCUGUGGCGCGGCCUCUUCGGCUUCUCCCGCUCUCGCCGUUCGGGCUCCCUGGCCCUGGUCUCCGCCGACCCGGAGGACGGCGGCGGUACCGCCGGUUCCGCUUCGGACCUCUUGUCCCCGGACUCGGACGACACGGAUACGGAGAGCGAGAGGGGGCGGGAGCGCGGCGGGGCGGCGGCCGGCCCCGUCGCCCCUCUGCCCCGGAAGACGGCGCCCCCCGCUUCGGCGGACGCCGCGACGCCGACCCCCGUCGACCCGUCGCCCGGUCCGCGCCCGGUCCGAAACCCGCCCGCCGAAGACGGGGAAGCGGACGCGGGAGGUCCCGGCGGCGAAACGUCCCGCCUCCGGGCCCCGCCUGCUUCCACUCUGCGUCGCCUGAGCCAAAAUCUGCACCGCCUCGCCAGGAGCCUGGCGUCUAGCGGCGCUAACCGGCAGAACCGGACUUGGCCCAAUCACAGUCCGCUACGGCGGCUGGCGACGGGAAGCGGCCGAGCCGAAUCCGGCGACCGGCCGGGCGGCGGGGACGAAGACGAAGACGCGGAGCUGCUGAUACCGGACUCGGACUCGUCCUCCUCGUCGGGCGCCGUCCGCCGGCCGCCUCCGGAGCCGUCCGCGCGACAUCAGCGCGCGGCGCGAGCCGGCCGGGACGGACCUUGUCGAAGCUGCGGCAAAGUUCACACCGCUCGUAUCCCCGACGCCUGUCUGGAGGUCGGCGGUAAGUCGGAGAGCAGCGACGACGAGCUGCUGCAGCCGUGUUGA
This is a messenger RNA of Nerophis lumbriciformis (worm pipefish), 2499 nucleotides long. The record is from RefSeq and is a predicted model, not a curated record. NCBI's taxonomy places the organism in Eukaryota, Metazoa, Chordata, Actinopteri, Syngnathiformes, Syngnathidae.